CUUUUUAUUUAUGAGCUAAAGCUUGUAAAAGCGCUAUACUCACAGGCUUUGCAUUUAUUGGAGAGCCUGUUUAUACCACUUGUCUUAGCUGAAGGGAGUGAAGAGGUUUUUUGCAACACUUGUCUGCACAACAAAUCAUUUCAUAUAUAUUAGUAUCAAUAAUUUACGAAAGCCGUUCUUAUAAGUUUCAUGGAGUCAGCCAAGUAUGUGGCGAUAAAGAUGAUUUCAUUUUGCAACACCUUGUAAUUAUCUCAGAUUUUUAUUUUUUUUAAAUGAAGGAGAACAUAAGAUAAUAAACUGUAUUAUGAAUCUGAAUUUCAUUCGUUAAAUACAGAGACAGGAUGAAAUGAAAAACAAAAAAGUUGUGGUCAGAACUAAAGAAAAUGAAGAAUGUAAAAUAAAAACUGGAAACACACAAAUGCUUAAAAACACGUACAGAGCGUUUACUUCUCCAGCCCUCAGUGUGUUGGAGUGAAAGGGUCAGUGUUGAAAUGAAUGAGCAUGAUGAAAAGGAUAGUGACCCCCAGUGGAAUGCUAUCGCACCUCAAUGCCUUGAUGUUUGCAGCCUGCUUCAAGCUGGGUAUUAACCAAUCAUUUCCAUUAAUUGUAACUAUUUUACUUAGCACUUCUGGUUUCAAGUCUGUGGCUUUUUUGGCCUUCAAAGCAGGAGGUGGGGGACCAACCCCCAAAACAUUCCUACCGGCCUUCAGUCUAUCACCCCUCUCAUCACCAACACACUUCUUCACAACGCUGGUUUGUUGAGCCCGGCUCCAGACCCCUGGACUGUUUACUUGUCCUUAUUUACUGUACACUUAGAUUGCAUGCUUUUGGAAAAACAACAAAGUAGCAGUGUGUGUUGUUUGUUGUCAAGAAAUGAAUGGAUUCAUCGAACAUCGGGACUGGGCACGUCAGUCUGUUCUGUUUGUGGGAGGAUACUGCUGGAGGUAUAAUUGGUUUAUUUCAAUUAUGAAUUCAUGCAGUGAUGCAUGCUCACGCUCAAAGCAACAGUCAUGCAAAGAGUUUAGGGUCCUUUCCUUUCGAUGUAUUUUCCUCCUUUUCUUCCCCUCAUAGAUGACGAAACUCGUGUUGCCAUUGGAGACAACCAGGACUACAUCAACGGCAGCUACAUCCACAUGCAAGUUGGCGAUGAAAAGUUAUUCUACAUCUCCUGCCAGGGCCCUCUGCCUUCCACAGUGCCGGCCUUCUGGCAGAUGAUCUGGGAGAACAAAUCUGAUGUCAUUGCCAUGAUGACCCAGGAAGUAGAACGAGGAAGGAUCAAAUGUCACAAGUACUGGCCAGAGAAGCUGGGCGUGCCUCUGGACACCGGCAGGUACCAGCUUCACUUGGAGAACCAACAGUUCCUGGAGUACUUCCACAUCAAGGUCAUCCGCGUGGUGGAGAUAGAAACCAGUGAGACACAUUUUGUUCGUCAUCUGAAGUUCACACGCUGGCCUGACCACGGAGUGCCGAAAAGCUCCGAGCAGUUGGUUCGCUUCAUCCGCUACCUGAGGGCCGUGCACCAUAAGGGACCGGUCACUGUGCACUGCAGCGCCGGAAUCGGACGCACAGGAGUUCUCAUCAGCACUGAUGUUAUCCUCAGCCUCAUUGAGAAGGAUUUGCCUAUCAAUGUGAGUGACGUCGUAAAAGAGAUGAGACUUCAGCGACAUGGGAUGAUUCAAACCAAGGAACAGUACUUCUUCUGCUACAAAGUCUGGUUGGAGGUUUUACAGGGCAUUUUACAGCUUCAAGGCAACCAAUGGCAACCGGAAAGUCUCCGAAAUCACAAAAUAGUUUAAAGUUUCCCACCUUCAGUUCACCUACCGUAACCAUGUGCAGUCUAUCACAGCAUAGACUGGCGAGACCUUUUUCUUUGGCUGUAUAGUUUAAUUAGCUAUAAUAAGAAACGUGUACUGUUUUUCUCUGUUUUGAUACUUUGUGUUGAAGAGGCCCAUUGAUUAGUUACAAUGACUUCAACUGUAAUGUUUUUGUUCUUGUAUGUGCUCUCGGUGCUGUGAUUAUGUGAAUUUAAUUUAGAUCACUGAGGUUGUUUUGCCUUUUCAGGCUUAGUGAUUUGCCUUCUGUCUUUAGCAUCUUUUUUUUAUUAUUUAGUGUCAGUAUUUGAAUGCAUCUCAUUUUCUUUUUUCCAUGUCCUUUAAUUUGCAAAUCGCAUAUCGUCAUAUUGCAUGGAAUUUAAACUCUGGUAAUAGCAUCUCUUAUCUGGCAGUAAAGUAAGAUCAUCAAAGCAAAGAGAGUAUCUGUUUGUAACCUUGAUGAGUAGCAUUUGAUUAAGCAUAUGUGGUAUCAUUUCAUUAAGUGCAUUUGUGCCCUGGAGAAAAGGGCAUGAGCAAAAGAACACUAUUGAUUUUUCAGUUCAUCAUCUCCAGAAAUGAAAAGAAUCAAGUGCCUUGGAAUGACUCACACCGCUGGCUCCACACUGACCUCGAGUCACCUGUCACAAGAGCAAGAAACGGAUUUGAGAGCACUCGGCAGUGGUUAGAUUAAAUGUGCAGCUUUCGGUCUGGUGGAGGUGGAUGGUUGAUCCAAACCGGAGGAUUACAUCUCACCUUUUACUUCAGUUGUUUGCCCACCGCCUGUCAAUCUUCUUUUGUUUGUGGGCCCAUUCUAUAAAGAACACUAUACAUAAUUCCACAUCAUGAGUCAGAUACAAAUUUAACAUAACACAUUUUUGGAUGAAUUCAUACAUUUUCAAUUCCCUCGAUUAUUAAAACUUGGACGCGGCGUCAACACUAAAUAUUCAGAUUUGUGGAAUGUACAAAAACUGAUUUAAAUAGCUAGUUGCAUGAUUUCUAGGAAUAAUGUGUUAUGUAGUAACAUCCUUUGUCGGUAUUCCAUAACUAUUUUAAUACAAAGUCAGCCAAAAAUGCAAAAAAAAUAUUAUGAGGUUUACAAACUUGCCAUUUUGCCACAUUAGAUGUUAAUGAUGAUAAAGAAAAUGCAACGAAGCUGCAUUUCCAAGUCACAGAUCAAAGAUGAUGCAUAGCUGCUGGUUUGAACCGUAACCACUGGAUGUAACUGCUUGUAAGUUUUGUUCUUUUAGCUCUCUCACACACACACACACACACACACACACACACACACACACAUUGCAUGCAGACUCUUAAAGUACAGAAGUCUGAGCCUGGAGUUUGGUUGAAUGACAUGAACAUGAUCAAAAUGUGAAAUGUAACAAAGCAAUACUCUCCAUGAGGAGGGGAGUCCUCUUACUGGAAAACAUCUUCCAAACCGUUUGGAGCAUGUUGGUAAGACACAUGCAGUGCUGCUCUUUUGUCAUGUGGAUGUCUACGCAGAGCCAUCAGUCUCUGUACUGUGUAUGCAACGUCUGUUCAUCACUCAUGGUUGGUUGGUUUCCUACGUAACUCUCUGUUUUGUGCAAGUUCAUGUUCUCUUUGAGAUCCUGUCGUUAUUUUUUCUCCCUCAGAUCUUGGAAAAUAAUUAUUCUUGAAAGAACAAACAAAAGCACAUUUUUGCAUUCAUCUGUGAAAAUGCAUUGUGUACAGCCAAGCAAGUGAUCACGCAACAGCAUUGUGGAACGUAAUAACCAUUGAUUGCACAACUGCUUAUUUAUGCUAAAUUAAUCUAUUCUCACUACCAGCCACUAUCUAACCAAUAACUGAGAACAAUGUAAUACCUCUCUUUAAUUAAAAACUAUUCUGGAACUUG
Pseudoliparis swirei is the source of this 3681-nucleotide messenger RNA. RefSeq names its product tyrosine-protein phosphatase non-receptor type 20-like. The record is from RefSeq and is a predicted model, not a curated record. The coding region runs from base 1041 to 1796 and encodes 251 amino acids. The transcript has 4 exons. Lineage: Eukaryota; Metazoa; Chordata; Actinopteri; Perciformes; Liparidae. Gene Ontology annotation, molecular function: protein tyrosine phosphatase activity. Gene Ontology annotation, biological process: protein dephosphorylation.